AUGGACAAGCGCGAGCUGACGCAGACUUCGACUUCGCUCGAAAGAAAACUGAACGCCUCCCAGUCGGAUAUACAAGAUGAGCUAGCCCAGAAAAUGAGGGAAAUUUCAGAAGGGCGUUCUGGUGCGGACAAAAAAGUAUCUGACUUAACGGAACAGCUCUGCACGCUUGAGAGAGAGCUUAGGGCCUCUCAGCCGGAUAUACAGGUUGCACAAAAUAACGAUUCAAAAUUGGAAACUGCGCAAGUUGAACUCGCUGUUCUAAAGUCGCGCUGCAAUGAUGCAGAAAAUCGUUCACGUAGAUCGAAUCUGGUAUUUUUCGGACUGGAAGAUAAAGAUAAGGAAACGUGGGCUGAAUCGGAAUCUCGCAUUAUCGAUCUUUGCGACAAAAAGAUGGGCAUAAAGAUAAAUCCGGACAAUAUUGAUAGGGCACAUCGCAUUGGAGCGUUCAACAGAGCUAAAAAAAGGCCCAUUGUAGUUAAGUUUUGUUUUUUUAAACACAAAGAAGCGGUCCUAUCUUCCGGAUACAGGCUUAAAGAUAGUGGCUUCGCUGUUAGUGAUGACUUUUCUAGGCCAGUUCAGCUGGCAAGAAGGAAACUAGUGGAAUUUGCGAAAACGCAAAACAGCCGGUUCAGGUUGCGAAUGGACCGACUGCAAUUCCAAUCGUCGUGA
Ixodes scapularis (black-legged tick) is the source of this 669-nucleotide messenger RNA. RefSeq lists its product as uncharacterized. The coding region runs from base 1 to 669 and encodes 222 amino acids. Lineage: Eukaryota; Metazoa; Arthropoda; Arachnida; Ixodida; Ixodidae. The transcript has 2 exons. The record is from RefSeq and is a predicted model, not a curated record.